Messenger RNA from Trichosporon asahii var. asahii CBS 2479, 1896 nucleotides. Its product is annotated as dynein intermediate chain. Gene Ontology annotation, molecular function: dynein light chain binding; dynein heavy chain binding. The coding region runs from base 1 to 1896 and encodes 631 amino acids. The transcript has 5 exons. The record is from RefSeq and is a predicted model, not a curated record. Gene Ontology annotation, biological process: transport along microtubule. Gene Ontology annotation, cellular component: cytoplasmic dynein complex. NCBI's taxonomy places the organism in Eukaryota, Fungi, Basidiomycota, Tremellomycetes, Trichosporonales, Trichosporonaceae.
AUGGGCGAACGGCGCAAGCAAGAGAUCGAGGAGAAGAAGGCCCGUCUGGCCGAGCUGCGGCGUGCGCGUGCCGAGCGUCAGAAGCUCCUUGCGCAGGCUGAAGCUGGACCGUCCGACUCACCAGCGCUCGGAUUGACGACCCGCAAAGCAGAGGUUAACGAUCUCGUCGACCAGCUCCUCGCGUCUAACAGACCCGGGUCGCCAUACACUCCAGGUGCACCGUCACGCGCCUCCUUAUCCGCCCUCCAGAGCAAUGCCGGCACGCCGCCAGCGUCUGUGCCCAGCACACCGUCACGAAGUGGGGCGCGCCCCUCUGAGGGCGGCCUGGGGUCGCGUCCCAUAUCCAUGACGAUUGGUCCUGACGCUCCGCCGACAACAUCAGUCGCCGUCCAGGUCGAGUAUGUCGAUACCUACACGGAGAUGUGGGACAUGCCGUCCAAGGCGGCGAAACCGGAGACGUACUCCAAGUCGGUCCAGACGAAUAUGGUCUCGACCGGAACCGAGACGUCGGACGACGAGGAGGAGUUCGACAACAGGCGGAAUGUUCCGAAUCGCGAGACGGAGGACGAGCUGAGGGCGCGCAUCAUUGCCGAGCUCGACGACGAACGAAAGCAGCUGGAGAAGGAACUGAAGGAGCUCAAGGAGAAGACGGACAGUCUGCAGCUGCAGCAGCUUCCGGACGAGCAGCGACAAGCCAUCUUCGCCACGCCCGACUUCACCAGCUUCCUCGAGGGAAGCUCUAGGAUCGUCCAGAGGGCCCUCAGUGAUGGAUACGACUACAUCAAGGACUACACCAUUGGUGUUGACGGUGGAUUUGAGGGACAGAAGGUCAAGCUGUUUUGUGCCUUCUCCGACGACCGCUGGACGAAUGGACGAUCCGUCACCGACCUCGACUGGUCACCAAAGUCUGACAUCCUUUCCGUGACCUUCUCCCCCUUCCACCCCACACUCAUUUUUGGAGGCAGCUACUCCGGCCAGGUUUUGCUCUGGGACACGCGCGCUAAGCACCUGCCGGUGCUGAAGACGCCGUUGUCUGCGUCUGGGCACACGUACCCGAUCUACGCUAUGAAGGUGGUCGGUACGCAGAACGCCAACUCGCUGAUCACGACAUCGACCGACGGCCUGGUCUGCUCGUGGCAGGCGGACAUGUUGUCGCAGCCGCAGGAGGCGCUGCUGCUCACGGUGCCAUCGCCGACGAACAAGACGGACGAAGUGUCAAUCACGUGCAUGGAUUUUGAGGAGAACGAGACCGCGACCUUCUGGGUGGGCACGGAAGAGGGCUCCGUCUACCAGGCAAACCGGUACGACCGCGCGAGCGCCAAGGCGGGACUGAACCCCGACGACGUGUACCGCGGGCACGCCGGUCCCGUGACGGGCAUCGACUUUCACCCGUCGUCCGGCUCGAUCGACUUCUCCGACCUCUUCGUCACCUCGUCUGUGGACUGGACCGUGAAGCUCUGGCGCGCCAAGGGCGGCAAGCCGGCGCACGGCAGCGAACGGCCGGUGCACUCCUUCGAGUCUGCCGACGACUACGUCUUUGACGUCAAGUGGCACCCGCAGCAUCCCGCUCUUUUCGGCUCGGUCGACGGAAGCGGCAAGUUUGACCUGUGGAACCUGAACCAGGACGUCGAGGUGCCGAGUGUGUCGACGCAGGUCUCGUCGCAGGCGCUGAACAAGAUUGCGUGGGACAGGUCGCCGUCCAGCCGCAAGGUUGGUCUCGGAGGCAGUGACGGCAAGCUGUACGUGUACGACGUCAGUGAGAAGGUCGUCCAGCCGCGCGAGAACGAGUGGGUCGAGCUCCAGAAGACGGUGCAGAACCUCGUCGCGUCGCGCGAUGCUGGAGGCGGCCUGGGCAGCGUGCCCCUUCCCGAGCCGACGGCGCGAUACCGUGUGUAG